CGGGCCCGGCCGCGAGGACGCGGCUGCCCGAAGCGGCCACAAGCAGCGCUCCGCUGGGCGGGGCCCGGCGCCGCUCCGCCCUCAGUGCAGCGUGACCUUCGCCGGCCGCCGUAGCGUGGGGACAUGGCGGCGGCGGCGGCGCGCGGGGCUGUGGCGGGGAUCCUGGGCCGCUGGGCCCCCUGGGCCGCCCGCAGCCCCGCCGCGGGACGCGCUCUCUCCGGUCUCGCCGCCCGGGCCGUCGGCCAAGUGCGGGCACCAGCGGCGGCCCCGCUGUGGAAACCGCGGCUGCUCCCGGGGAACCCGCCUGGGGGAGGCGGCACCUCCAUCCUCAGCAGUGUCACGUCUCUGCUCCCAAACCUACUGCAGCAGCCAGCGAGGACUCUCACGUACUGCAGCUUACGGAAAGGGAAGAGGAAAACCGUGAAAGCCGUCACCAAGCGGUUUCUGCGCCUGCACAACGGCCUUUGGGUUAGGAGACAGUCUGGUUACAAGAAGAAGCUGUGGAAGAAGUCGGCGUCGCAGAAGAAGCGUUUGAGGGAGCUGGUGCUGUGCACUAGAACGCAGUGUAAACUCCUUGAUAAAAUGACGACUUCUUUCUGGAAAAGGAGGAAUUGGUACGUCGAUGAUCCCUACCAGAAAUAUCACGAUCGCACGAAUCUUCGUUUGUAGAGGUGGUGGUACGUGUGGUAUGGGCUGGAUUUUAGAACGUAAAUAUGUAAUACCUGUUACUUAUCUAAAUAAACAUAUACUUGUAAUCUGGUCAGAAUUAUGGGGAUCAACGCCCAAAAUAAAGAAACACUCAAGAUUAUCUUGAUCUGCAGUUCAUAUUUUACUCAGCAGAGGCCAAGCUGGUCACCUACAUGUUCUGAGAUCUGUUGGUUUCCUGCAAUCAUUAUGUACAUGGAUGAAUGUAACGUCAACAUCACUAAAGGUGAACAAUUCAGCAUAUUUCAGAUUAAAAUGUUUAAAAUAAACAUGUUUAAAUAACCCCAGGGUGCAUUUUGCUGUGUCCGUACUUAUGGAUGGCUCACUGAAUAGAGCACCUUGGGGAAAGGGAGGAAGAGCAGAGUCCAGUUUGGUAUUGUCACCUGUCCCAGUACCGGAUAAACUGUUGCCAUGUCUCCAUUAAAAAGAAAGAACAGUU
This is a messenger RNA of Columba livia (rock pigeon), 1144 nucleotides long. It is a transcript of the gene MRPL35, whose product is annotated as mitochondrial ribosomal protein L35. Gene Ontology annotation, biological process: translation. The record is from RefSeq and is a predicted model, not a curated record. Lineage: Eukaryota; Metazoa; Chordata; Aves; Columbiformes; Columbidae. Gene Ontology annotation, molecular function: structural constituent of ribosome. The transcript is spliced from 4 exons. The coding region runs from base 124 to 669 and encodes 181 amino acids. Gene Ontology annotation, cellular component: mitochondrion; ribosome.